Panicum hallii is the source of this 1605-nucleotide messenger RNA. Its product is annotated as formamidase-like. The transcript has 8 exons. The record is from RefSeq and is a predicted model, not a curated record. NCBI's taxonomy places the organism in Eukaryota, Viridiplantae, Streptophyta, Magnoliopsida, Poales, Poaceae. Gene Ontology annotation, molecular function: hydrolase activity, acting on carbon-nitrogen (but not peptide) bonds, in linear amides.
CCAUCACAUGAAUAUUAUUGCAAGGUGCAAAAAGCUUCCAGAGGGAAGAAGCUCUUGAGGAGAUACUGUAAUGAAAAUGGCUCCUCUGGCCCCAAGAUUGGUAGUGCCCAUAGAUGUGAAGAAGCACCCAUGGGAGCAAAAGGUCCCUCUCCAUAACCGCUGGCAUCCAGAUAUCCCUCCUGUUGCUGAUGUAACUGAAGGGGAAUUUUUCCGUAUUGAGAUGGUCGAUUGGAGUGGAGGACGGGUUAAGGAUGAUAACUCUGCAGAUGAUAUGAAAUCCAUGAACUUCACAAUUGCUCAUUAUCUUAGUGGGCCGCUAAGAAUAGUCGAUUCUGAAGGGAUUCCAGCUUCACCUGGUGAUCUUCUAGCAGUAGAGAUCUGCAACCUUGGACCACUUCCUGGCGAUGAGUGGGGUUAUACUGCAAUACUCAAAAGGGAGAAUGGUGGUGGAUUCUUAACUGACCACUUCCCUAGCGCGAGAAAAGCCAUUUGGUAUUUUGAAGGAAUUUAUGCAUACUCCCCUCAGAUACCAGGUGUUCGUUUUCCAGGAUUAACUCAUCCUGGUGUAGUGGGAACUGCACCAUCAGUUGAACUUCUUAAUAUAUGGAAUGAAAGGGAGAAAAGAUUGGCUGAGACAAACCAAGAGACUCUUAAACUGUGUGAAGUUCUACACCAGAGGCCCCUUGUUCAUUUACCGACCCCUGAGAACAGCUUACUUGGGAAGGUCCAAGAAGGGACUGCUGAAUGGCACAAAAUUGCAAAUGAAGCAGCUAGAACUAUUCCUGGAAGAGAGAAUGGUGGGAAUUGUGACAUAAAGAAUCUAAGCAGAGGUUCAAAAGUUUAUCUACCGGUAUUUGUUGAAGGAGCAAAUCUUAGUACUGGUGAUAUGCACUUCUCCCAGGGAGAUGGUGAAAUUUCAUUGUGUGGAGCAAUUGAAAUGAGCGGAUUCCUUGAGCUCAAGUGUGAGAUCAUAAGAGGUGGGAUGAAGGAAUACUUGACCCCAGUUGGUCCAACACCACUUCACGUGAAUCCUAUCUUUGAGAUAGGUCCUGUCGAGCCACGUUUCUCAGAGUGAUUAGUGUUUGAGGGCAUCAGCGUCGAUGAGUCUGGGAAGCAGCAUUUCCUUGAUGCAUCAGUUGCCUACAAACGUGCAGUUCUGAAUGCCAUUGGGUACCUUUCCAGAUUUGGGUACUCCAAGGAGCAGGCAUAUCUUUUACUUUCGUGCUGCCCUUGCGAGGGUAGGAUAUCUGGAAUAGUUGACUCUCCUAACGCAGUGACAACUCUUGCCAUCCCUACAGCAAUAUUUGACCAGGAUAUAAAACCAAAACGCUUGAGCGGGAGACCACUUCCAGGACCAAAAUUGAGAAGGCUUCCAGAUCUUCUGAGCUGCUCAAACAAUGGACACCUUCCUGCCACCCAAGGCCAAAGUGGCACUAGAGCGCCCUAGUGAUGAAUGUGGUCUAGAAACUGAUGCUGGAUGCAUUUACUUGUGGAUACAAAUAAAUCGUAUGUAUUUUUUUUUCACCUUUGCUACAAUCAUGUGUGUGCGUAGCCUGGAAUAAGAAAUGCGGAUAUGUGCGAGUGAAGUUUUUGCCUUUUGUAAUU